GGCAGUGGGCACAAUCUGGGCUUCUCUGCUCGGUGUCCCCUUCUGGAUGCCUGAUUUUUAUAGUAUAACUUUCAGUCCUGAUCCGAUUUUUUCUCUUGUUGUCCCAAGAAAUGAACUGUGGCCUGGGCACAGUUGUUCCUCCCUCUUAAUUGAGGGGGCAGGCCUUUACUUAUGGUUGGGCCUAGAUCUACCUGCUUCAGUGGAACAAAUAAUACAUGGGUCUGUAGUGAAGGAGACUGAUUUAUCCCCACAGCAGGUCCAUCCUGUGCACUGAGUAAGAGCCAUGGUGUCAUGGAAAGGGAUAUACUUCUUACUUGCACUGUUCUUGGCAAGCUUUUUUGGGAGCAUUUUUAUGCUCAGUCCUUUUCUACCUUUGAUGUUUGUCUCCCCGGCCUGGUAUCGCUGGAUCACUGACCGCAUUGUGGCCACCUGGCUCACACUCCCAGUGGCUUUGCUGGAGAUGGUGUUUGGUGCAAAGGUGGUUAUAACAGGUGAUGGGUUCAUCCCCGGAGAAAGAAGUGUCAUCAUAAUGAACCACCGGACACGAAUGGACUGGAUGUUCCUAUGGAACUGCCUGUUGCGAUACAGCUACCUCAGACUAGAAAAAAUCUGUCUCAAAUCCAGUCUCAAAAGCGUUCCAGGAUUUGGUUGGGCAAUGCAGGUUGCUGCCUUUAUUUUCAUUCAGAGGAAGUGGGAAGAUGACAAGAACCACUUUGAAAAUAUGUUGGAUUAUUUCUGUGACAUUCGUGAACCACUGCAACUCCUUAUCUUUCCUGAAGGAACUGAUCUCACAGCCAAUACCAAAGCCCGCAGUAAUGAAUUUGCUGAAAAGAAUGGACUUCGGAAAUACAAAUAUGUCUUGCAUCCACGAACUACUGGUUUCACUUUUGUAGUAGAACGUCUAAGGGAAGGUAAUAACCUUGAUGCUAUCCAUGACAUAACUGUGGCAUACCCUCAAAACAUUCCGCAAACAGAGAAGCACCUUCUGAAUGGAAACUUCCCAAAGGAGAUACAUUUUCAUGUCCAUAGGUAUCCAGUACAGACUCUGCCAACUUCCAGGGAAGAGCUGCAGCUCUGGUGCCAGAAGCGUUGGGAAGAGAAAGAAGAGAGACUCCAGUUGUUCUACGAAGGUGAAAAGUACUUUGAUGUAACAGGGCGAAGCAUAAUUCCACCUUGUAAAUCUGAGCUCAGGGUCCUAGUGGUUAAAUGCAUCUCACUUCUGUACUGGACGUUGUUCACACUAGCUAUGUUUGUGUUGCUGUAUUUGUACAGCUUUGUGCGAUGGUAUUGUGUGACCGCGGUUGUCAUUUUUGUUGUGCAACAAAAAAUAUUUGGUGGGCUGGAAAUAAUUGAAGUUGCACGUCAUCGAUAUUUUAAUGAACGACAGAAUGGAUAUGGCAAGAAAACAGAAUAACAAGUGUAGUGCUGUUAUGGGAGAGGGAGGUAAAGGGUGUUUUUGAGACCUACCACAGACUUUGUAAACAGGGAAGCGUUUUUGCAUGAGAAUUGUCUUUUUUUUUUUUUUUACUACCGCCAUUAUUUGUUAAAGACAUUUUGCACUUAUUCUGUGAAAAAGACAUUCUAGUUACUGCUAUGUGUGAAAAUGAUAGUUUUUAUCUUUGAAUGUAAUUUCUAUAUUGCUCUGGCAAGCAGCUAGCAACUGCAGCAUAUUGUAGCUAUGAAACAACUUGCUGGAUUAUUUAACAAUCAUUAGGAUGUUAAUAAAUGUGAGAUACACUGAACUUUUUAAAACUGCAGAUCCAAACUGGUUAGCGAAGGGAGACAGAUCUGUGAUUCCCGUACAAUCAUGUUGGCCUAAACUAAGCACCAGACUUGUUCGUUUAGCGACUAACGCACGUGCGCACGUGCAGUCCUAAUAUGUUCACAUUUAUUUUAAACCCUUUUCUCCCACACUUCCCCAAACAUGACUGAGCAUGCUGCUACCCAACCUAGCUGAAGAAGUGAGAAACUAGAUGGAGAUUCUAACUUGAGUGUUUCAUGUUGUGGUGCAGAUAGGGCCAUCCACUCUGCCCCACUCUGACUCUAAAUUGAUUUUUUGCAAGACCUACAUUUCUAGGUUUUGCUCCCUCAAUGUGCUGUACGGCUGUCACCUAUGUAAUAGCCCUUACCUG
Molecule: messenger RNA, 2132 nt
Organism: Gopherus flavomarginatus (Mexican gopher tortoise)
Lineage: Eukaryota; Metazoa; Chordata; Testudines; Testudinidae
Gene: LCLAT1
Product: lysocardiolipin acyltransferase 1
Exons: 6
Coding region: 284-1414 (376 amino acids)
Cellular component (GO): endomembrane system
Molecular function (GO): acyltransferase activity
Source: RefSeq, a predicted model, not a curated record